Aureobasidium subglaciale EXF-2481 is the source of this 1476-nucleotide messenger RNA. RefSeq lists its product as uncharacterized. Gene Ontology annotation, biological process: transmembrane transport. NCBI's taxonomy places the organism in Eukaryota, Fungi, Ascomycota, Dothideomycetes, Dothideales, Saccotheciaceae. Gene Ontology annotation, molecular function: transmembrane transporter activity. The record is from RefSeq and is a predicted model, not a curated record. The transcript has a single exon. Bases 1 to 1476 code for a protein of 491 amino acids.
AUGACUGGUAUCAAUGCGCGCUUGAGAGCUACGAACGAGAGCGAGAAUGGCCAUGUCUUUGUGGUUGAAUGGGAAGGUGCUCAUGAUCCACUCAAGCCGCACAACUGGUCUACAGCCAAAAGGAUGUGGGCAACUGUUGUCGUGUCUCUUGUGGCUGUUGCGGGUACAGCGGCUUCGUCUAUCGAUGCUGCCGUGCUGCCUCAGUAUGCCGAGUACUUCCACGUCAGCGAAGUUGCUGGGUCACUUGCGACUGCAAUGUAUUUGAUCGGUUUCGCCGUUGGUUCGCAAUUCGCUGGCCCGUUUUCGGAGACUUUUGGAAGAAACAUCAUCUACAUAGUGACUAUGGUCAUCUAUAUGCUUUUCUUACUUGGCUGUGCGCUGGCUCCUAACUUUGGUGGACACAUCACCAUGCGCUUCUUCGCAGGGUUGUUCGGCUCAACACCUUUAACAGUCGCUGGUGGCACUAUUGCCGAUCUCUGGAACCCGCUCGAGAAGACCUUUGGAUUCCCGGUCUAUGCUUUUAUUGGUUUCAGUGGACCUCUUUUUGGACCAGUCAUUGGCUCUUACAUCGGCCCCAGUGGUAUGAGUUGGCGUUGGUGCGAGUGGCUCAUGUUGAUACUUGGUGGCAUCAUCACUGCUAUCAUUAUUGUUGGUCAGCCAGAGACAUAUGGACCUCUUUUACUUUCCUGGAAAGCUCAACACCUCCGUAAAGAGACAGGCGAUGACCGCUACAGAUCUCCCUUGGAGGUGCGCCGUACUUCCCUAUGGACUCGCCUGAAGAUUGCUCUCUACAGACCUUUCGCCAUGAUCUGGACAGAGCCUAUCAUCUUGCUCAUGUCAUUGUACCUCACAGUCAUCUACAUUGUGCUAUUCACCUUUUUCAUCGGUUUUGAAUUUGUCUUUACACAAACCUAUGGUAUUUCUCAAGGCAUCACCAAUAUCAUCUGGGUGGCGGUCUUUGUCGGAUUCUUCCCUCUCUUUGGUACAUUACCUCUCAUCUACUCUUGGACAGUCAAGGACAUCAAAGCGCAAGAAGCGGCUGGUGUUGAGAACCCUGCUCCCACGCCCGAGUCUCGUCUCUGGUUUGCCAUGAUCGGUGGUGCAUUUGCUGUGCCGGUCUCUCUCUUCUGGAUGGGCUGGACUGAUUAUGAAAACAUCUCGAUCUGGUCUCCCAUCGUCGCCUCAGUCUUGUUCGGAUACGGUGUCAUCACCAUCUUCAUCUCGGCUUACAUGUACAUCAUUGACUCGUAUGCCAUAUACGCUGCGAGCGCAUUGUCGUUCGUCACCUUCACCCGCUACCUUGCAGCUGGCGGUAUGACCGUGGUAGGUGUGCCAUGGUAUACCAACAUGGGUGUCCACUACACACUCACUAUCCUUGCGUGUAUCAGUGCACUUAUGGUGCCUGUGCCAUAUGUUUUCUACAUUUAUGGCGCAAGAAUCAGAACUAAGAGCGCUUAUGCUGUGCACAAAGCUUGA